Molecule: messenger RNA, 2808 nt
Organism: Peniophora sp. CBMAI 1063
Lineage: Eukaryota; Fungi; Basidiomycota; Agaricomycetes; Russulales; Peniophoraceae
Source: the annotation of a GenBank genome assembly
AUGGCAGCAUUGCCUUUCAUCACCCGCCGCUCUCUCUUGUUACUCAACAUCGUCUUUGCACCGCUUCUUUGUCUCGCUGUAUCGGUGAACUACCCGCUUGAGGACCAGCUGCCUCAGAUCGCGCGCGUUGGGGAGCCGUUCGAGUGGUCGUUCUCGCCUAUCACUUUCGACGAUGAUUCAGCGGGACCGCUCCAGUAUACAGCCUAUUCACUCCCCGCAUGGCUCUCGUUCGAUCCUUCCACGCGUGCGUUCAGCGGUACACCCGGAGCAAACGACGAGGGAAGGCCGCAAGUGCGCGUGGAGGCGGAGGAUAAAGACGGCGAUACCGAUUCCUCCGUCCUCACGCUGUGCGUUACGCCAUACGGCCCUCCGGUACUCAACAGGCCGAUAUCGCAGCAGUUCGUCGAGAACAACCCCUCACUAUCCUCCGUCUUCCUCCUCUCCCCCAACUCGGCACUCGCACAAGACCCAAACGUCCCGACUCUUCGUGUCCCGUCCAGCUGGUCCUUCAGCAUCGGCUUCGAAUACGACACGUUCGCGAACAAGUCGAACGUGUACUACGACGCGCGCCAGGCGGAUGGGUCUCCGCUUCCUUCUUGGAUGAGAUUCAGCACGAAGGGCUUAACCGUGGAUGGCGUUGUACCCCACGAAGACGCCCUCGCGACGCCUGCGACGUUCAAUCUCGCUCUCCACGCUUCGGACCAGGAAGGCUUCUCAGCGGAGAUACUUCCCUUCAACCUCGUCAUUGCGUCACACGAGCUCUCCCUCGGUCCAGGCAUGACUUCGCUGCCCACUAUCAAUGUCACAGCCGGCGAAGACUUCGACGUCGCGCUCGCCUCGGCGCUGGACUACAACGGCGCGCUCUUCGACGGCUCGCAGAUCCAGCCCGAUAACGUCACGAUUUUCGACGUCGAUACGUCUUCCGCGCCGGGUCUCGCGUACGAUAAGGUCACGCAUAGGCUGAAGGGCAAGGCCCCGUCCAAUACGACGACGCUCCCCGUCUCGCUCGAGGCGAACGGCCAAACACUCAACUCGACGCUCCAGAUCAUGUCCGUUCCGUCCUUCUUCACGCACGACAACCUCGGCGAUGCAGAUACGGAGGAGGGCGGGAAGCUGACGUUCGACCUCGAGCCGUUCUUGACCGACAAGGGCGUGAGCGAGGACGUCGACCUCUCUAUCUCGCUCUCGCCCGUUGAGGCGGGCUCUUGGCUCUCAUUCAGUAACUCCUCGCGCAUCUUGUCCGGCACCGCGCCCAAGUCCGACCCGGGGUAUGAGAACGUCGGCGUGACGUUCACCGCGUACUCGCAUGAUACGCAUUCGACGUCGCAUGCGCGUUUAUCAGUCGCUUUGGAGGGCGUGGGGCCGAAGGGAAAUGGGAAGGGCGAGAGCCACGGCGCUUCGAGCGAGAAGAGGGGCAAGAUCGUCUCGAUCUUGACUAUCGUCUUCGGAAUCCUCGGAGGCAUGCUCGGACUUGGCCUCUUGAUCGCUGCAUUGACGAAGUGCGCGCGCGUCCCGGAUACGGCGCUCAGUCCUGAGCAGGCGCUGCAGUCGUUCUCGGAGAAGGAGAAGAGCUACUAUGGCUUGUCGAGGGACGCAGAGACGGGGAAUAGCGGGUUGGGCGAUUCGAGGGUGGGAUCGCAGUCGGAUAUGUCGCUUUCAAACAGCUAUGUGCACCCCAGUAUGGACCUCCCACAACCUCCAGAACCCGCAUACGCCGCCACGCGCUACGGCAACGUCGGCGUCGGCUACCCAAUGGACAGCCCCGCGAGUUCGAUGAUGACCAAGGCGAACUUCAUGGAUCGCAUGCGCGGCGGCAUGCGCAAGAUCAGCGACAACGCGCGCAGGUUCAGCGGUCGGCGCCCAGCAAUAAGCCGACCUAUGCCCGUACAGCCGGACCCCGAGCAGGGUACGCCGACUAUUGAAGCUAUUGGUGGGCCGGCGUUCUUUGGCGAUCCUGGCGACGCGGACUCGCCUGCGCUCAGCGGGGGUACUACACCCAUUGUCGUCCCGCGCAACACUCCAGCUUCGGUCGGCUUUGACGCACGGCGUAUACGAGACUCGCGUGGGGAGACGCUCAGUCAAGUUCGCAGAUCUUCGUCUGCGUCCGUCGGCUCGCUCGCGUCGCUGCGUACGCACGAGGAGACGGCCAUCGUCCACAAAGCCCAGCGCGCGACGAGUAUCCGCAACGUAGGCUCCCCAAUGCGUAACUUGGAUCCCGACGUGCGCUUGAUGCCAGGUCCGUCAAGCCGCGGCGCGCACACGCCCAUCUCGCCCACGCAGAACGGCCUGCUCACAGGCCGCCUCUCAACGCGCCCGAUCAGCCAAGUGGCGAGCGUGCAGGAUGCGCAGGCGGACGAUAUCGAGACGAGCAUGGCGUAUAUCAACGCGUACAGCGGUCGCGAGAGCGUCUCUACCAAGCGCACCAGUACGGCGUACACCACUGUCUCGUUCGGCGCGGCGGACAGCCCGUCGAUGAACAGCUCGCGCGCGGAAUCGCGUGCCGGCGGCGGGCGCGUGGAUAAGGUCGUCGCGCCGGGAGGGCAGAUGGUCGUGACGCUCCGGCUUACUCCCGAGGGCGCGCGGGCGCAGGAGCGCAACGCGUUGCGGGUGCACCAGCUCGAUGGGGACAGGACGCCCGAUUUUAUCCGUGCUGAGCUGAAAGCGAGGCCGGGACAUCCGGGCGAGGUCGUGAUUCGGGCUAUGCCGCCGGUGGAUUGCAGCGAGGAGCUUAUUGCGGUGGCUGUAUACGAUAGCAGGAACAAUAUCGUCAGUAACGAGAUCAGGUUCGAGAUUAGCCAGGAGGUUUGA